Dreissena polymorpha is the source of this 8888-nucleotide messenger RNA. RefSeq lists its product as uncharacterized. The transcript has 20 exons. The record is from RefSeq and is a predicted model, not a curated record. NCBI's taxonomy places the organism in Eukaryota, Metazoa, Mollusca, Bivalvia, Myida, Dreissenidae. The coding region runs from base 158 to 2371 and encodes 737 amino acids.
UUUAACGUGAGAUGCCCGGAUGUUGUCAUUGGUUUCAAAAUGGCGCACAAAGUGCGUGUUUUAGCUGGCAUAUUAUCAUAAUUCCAAAACGCACGCAAGAGCUGAAGUUCAGUCAGGACAGGGUUUUCACUCAGUAAAGUGAUACAGAAGCUUCACAAUGUCAGAGCUGGACUCAGAAGGGAAACUGGAGAGGUUUUCUCCUCAGCAUCCUCUGCCGGAGGAAAUUCAGAAAAUGGGAAGGGAUGAAACAGUAUGCAGGUACUGUGGUGUCAGCUACCUUAUUCACAGUGAAAUCAAAGCCCUUGAGAAGAAAGUGAAAUCCCUGGAAAAAGAACUGGACCAUUAUAAAGGCAGUGAGGAAAGGGAGAACAAACUCAAAGCCGAGUUACAGAUUCUACAGGAUCAGAGAGGAGAAUUUGAAAUGACCAUCACGGUGAAGGAAGCGGCGAUUUCUACAUUGAAUAACAAGUUGAAGAGCCAAGAGUCCUUAUGUCAGCGACUACGCAGUGAAAAUGAUGAUGUCCUCGAGCGAGCUAGCAAUGCGGAGAAAUCAUGCAAAGCUCUAAAAGACAGAAACAACCAGCUGGAAAGGGCUCUACCCAGGCUUAGGUCUACGUUGCAUCAGCAGAAGGCAGCUAUAGAAGAGAUUCACUCCUUCAUAGAGCAACGGGACACGCAGAUGAAAGAAGAAAUGGACGUCCUUCUGUCUCACAUACGCAACACAUGCGAUAUGGAAAUGAAAGAGAAGUGCAAGCUCCAAGCUCUAGUCACAGACCUGCAGUCUCGGUUUGGCAGCACCACGGCAGAGACUGAAGAAAUGAAGCAACAACUGGCGAGGCAGGAGAAACAGAUCCUGCAGCUCGACAAGCUAUUCACGGAGAACAAACAGCUGCAACAGAAGUGUGCCCAUUUGGAAGCAGCGCAGGCAGCCCUUGAAAAUAACAAACUUAAAGUUGACGAAAAUGUGCUAGCUUUGACCAAGAAAUAUACAGACCUGCGUCGAGAACUGGAUGAAAGUGUUGAGAAGUGUCGAGGUUUGCAAAUGGAGAACCUUCAGUUUAAAGAUCAGUACAGGUCUAAAAGCAACGAGAUGGAGGAGUUGGCAGCCGUGCAGAGACGGAAAGACAUGGCCAAUGAAAUGACCACACAGAAGUUAAAGUCUGAUCUGAAGCAAAGGGAGACAGAUCUGUCCAGUGCCAAGAGAGAGCUGAAGGAGCUCCUGAGCAAGUUUGAGGAGCAGCAGCAGCUCGAGGCUGAUCUAACCCGCAAAACAUCGAAAACCAUGAAGGAGACCAAUGAGCUGAAAGAAUCAUUUUUCAAGGCUAAGGAAGAAAUUGACAACCUAAAACAAGAGAGGGAGGCCAUGAUCACGUCUCAUCAGAACCGCAUCGAACAGCUCAGAGAGAGCUUCAAGAACAAACUGGCCGAGGCAGAUAACUGGCAGGAGAAGCUGGAGAAUGCCAUACAGCAAGAGAAAGAGAGACAUGCUCGAGAACUACAGGCCCUUGAAACUCGCCUCAAAGACAGCUUUGUCAUGGAGUUAGAGAUAGAGAAAGGGAAGUACAGAGAGCUCAUGAAGAAGUACCAGGCUGGCAGCCAGGAAACAGAAGAGAAGCUCCGGGCCCAGCUGCAGUCGAUAGAGGCUCGUUACAAGUGCGAGAUCCAGGACCUGACGGACCUGCUGGCGGAGACCCGGCGCAAGUCCAAGGAGAUGGAAGACGAGCUUCGGCGUGAGAUCGCCAGUCUCAAGGCCAUUAUAAAGGAUCUUGAGGCCAGGCUGGGUCGUCUGGAUGUUGGCAAUGAAGAGCUGGUGGUGAAGUUGAAGGCUCAACUGAGGGAGACACAUCAGGAGUUGGAGGAGACCAGGGAGGUACUGGACAAACAGACCAAGGCAGGGGACGACUUCCAGGAACAGAUCAAACAUCUCCAAGAGACAGUUCAGAAGGAGUGUGAGGAGAGGUUUGAGCUUACAGAGGCUCUCAGUGCUGCCAAGGAGGAGCUGCUGUUGCUGAAGAGACCCAUAGCUACAAGCCAGUCUGACAGUGCAGGUGGUUACCACGGCACUCACAGGCAGCCAACCAAUCUGUCAUUGCCAAUGGACGAAGAGCCUCCAAACCCAGGCAGCCAAUCAACACGCAGGAGCCUCUCAGAGCCACAACCGGCACUUUCAAACAGACCAAUCACGUCCAAGCCCCGGACAUACAACUCCGGAAUCAAGCGGGAGUACACUAUUACCAACAAUAACAAUAUGGUGUUUAUGGGUGAGAAAGAGAACAAUGGGGUUAGGACAGUGGGUGCUUCAACUAAGCGUGCUGGCGGGUCAUUGGCAGAAAAUCGGCGACGUAUUGCGGCCAUACUGGGUAGAAAGUAAUAGAAAACAUUUGAGGGGCGGUCUGAGAAAACUGGGCUUAACGCAUGUCAAUAAAGUGUUGUCCCAUAUAAGCCAGUGCAGUUUGCACAGGCUAAUCAGGGAGAUAUAUACUGCUUUUAUAGAAUUUUUAGUUUAAAGGAAGUCUCUUUAAAACAAAAAUUCCCAGUGAAAGGGGAAAGUGUUGUCUUGGAUAAGCUUGUGCACACUGCACACUACACAAGUUAAUCUGGGACAACACUUGAUGCUUUUGCAUUCAGCACAGUUUUUUCUGAAAGGGGCUCAUUUUUAUAGCCUUAUUUAUGUAGUGCCUUUAGUUGUUUGCAUGCCUUUGCUUGUCAAUGUACAGUCUCUGAGAUAUGUUUAUUUUAUAUCUUUAAAGAGUGCCUUUAGUCAUAGUUUUGGUCUCAGAUGUUUAGAUAUGAGCCUUGUCCUAGGAAAACUGGGCUUAAUGCAUGUUCUCAAAGUCUUGUCCUAAAUUAGCCUGUGCAGUCUGAACAAGUUAAUCAGGGACAACACUUUCUGCAUAGACUAUUUUGGUUUUUAAGAUACUUCUUUAUACAAAAAAUUCAAUAAAAGUGUUUUGUCCAAUUUUCACCUCUGCUCAAAGUUAUUCUUUUUAAAAUUGUCUGGUUUUAUUAGCUCGGCUGUUUUCAGAGAAAACUCGAGGUAUUGUCAUAGCCAGCUCGUCGUCCGCCAUCCGCCGUCCGUGUCGUGCUAAAACCUUUACAUUUUGUUAAGGUUUUGAACAUUGGCUCUUAAAUCAAAGUGCUUCAACCUACAACUUUGAAAUUUCACAUGUAGCUGCACCUUGAUGAGUUCUACAUGCGACACCCAUUUUUGGGUCACUAGGUCAAAGGUCAAGGUCACUGUGACAUCUAAAAAAAAAAAAAAAAAAAUUCUGACAAGCUUUCAUUUAUUAAAAACUGCACCCGCAGCCGAGUGUGGCACCCGUUAUGCGGUGCUCUUGUUACAUGUCUGUUAAUGUAACUUAAGACAUGGUAUAAUAUAUAUAUGAGCAUAUUAUGAUUGUUAGACUUUAUUAAUAAGUGCCAUUAUUUUACAUUGAUUUGUGAUUAACGUGACAAAUUCAAAUGACCUCCUGACAUCAACAGUUUGUUGAUUCAGAUAUGCUGUGUACUCAGUUCAGUUUCAUAUACAUUCUUAGUACAUGUGUGAAUUGUAUGCACAGUGAAUUAUAUAAAUCCUUUAAGUGGUUAAUGUUUUGUUUAGAUGUUUGCGUAUGUGGGAAAAGCCAUAAUUAGUUUUUGAUUGAAAGCACAGGACUGUCAACUUAGAUAAAAUGUAUGCUCUUGACAUAUCGUAUUGCUGUUGGCAUCUUGUUAUCAUGGAAUUUUCUCUUAACAUUCUUAACUUGCUUGGACAUGCCUUCGGUAGCCAAAGUACAUGUCAUUAAUGUAAAACAAAAAAAACCUGAGAGGAGACCCAAAUUUCACAAUUAAGGUAUACUUUUUUAGCUCAUCUAUUUUUUGAAAAAAAAUUAUGAGCUAUUGUCAUCACCUUGGCGUCUGCGUCCGGUUAAGUUUUGCGUUUAGGUAAACUUUUCUCAUAAAGUAUCAAUGCUAUUGCAUUCAAACUUGGUACACUUACUUACUAUCAUGAGGGGACUGGGCAGGCAAAGUUAGAUAAUUCUUGCUUGCAGUUUGAAAGAAUUAUGUGCCCUUUUUGUACUUAGAAAAUUGAAGAUUUUGGUUAAGUUUUGUGUUUAGGUCCAUUUUAUUCCUAAGGUAUCAAAGCUAUUGCUUUCAUACUUGCAACACUUACUAACUAUCAUAAGGGGACUGUGCAGGCAAAGUUAUGUAACUCUGACUGGCAUUUUGACAGAAUUAUUUGCCCUUUUUAUACUUAGAAAAUUGAAAAUUUGGUUAACUUUUGUGUUUAGGUCCACUUUUUUCCUAAAGUAUCAAAGCCAUUGCUUUCAUACUUGCAACACUUACUAAUUAUCAUAAGGGGACUGUGCAGGUAAAGUUAUGUAACUCUGACUGGCAUUUUGACGGAAUUAUUUGCCCUUUUUAUACUUAGAAAAUUGAAAAUUUGAUUAAGUUUUGUGUUUAGGUCCACUUUUUUCCUGAAGUAUCAAAGCCAUUGCUUUCAAACUUGCAACACUUACUAACUAUCGUAAGGGGACUUUGCUGGCAAAGUUAUCUAACUCUGACUGGCAUUUUGACAGAAUUAUGUGCCCUUUUUAUACUUAGAAAAUUGAAAAUUUGGUUAAGUUUUGUGUUUAGGUCCACCUUUUUCCUAAAGUAUCAAAGCCAUUGCUUUCAUACUUGCAACACUUACUAACUAUCGUAAGGGUACUGUGCAGGCAAAGUUAUGUAACUCUGAAUAGCAUUUUGACGGAAUUAUGGGCCCUUUAUACUUGAACAUUUGGUUAAGUUUUGUGUUGUGGUCCACUUUACCCCUAAAGUAUCAUAGAUAUUGCUUUCAUACUUGAAACACUUGCAAACUAUCAUAAGGGGACAGUAAAGGACAAGUUGCAUAACUCUGGUUGUCAUUUUUACCAAAUUAUGGCCCUUUUUUGACUUAGUAACUUUGAAUAUAUGGUGACAUUUUGUGUUUAGAUUCAAUUUACUUCUAAAGUAUCAAGGCUAUUGCUUUUAAACUUUAAAUACUUUCAUGCUUACAUGAGGGUACUGUACCUGGCAAGUUGAAUGUUACCUCGACCUUUGAAUGACCUUGACUCUCAACGUCAAGUUAUUAAAUUUUGCUAAAAUUCCCAUAACUUCUUUAUUUAUGAUUAGAUUCGAUUGAUACUUUUUUAAUUAUUGAUCAUGUAAUAAAUUACCACCACCCCCUCACACUAUACCCCCCCACCCCAAAAAAAAAUAAAAUUUUAUGACCCCGGUAGGGUGGCAUAUAGCAGUUGAACUGUCCGUCAGUAUGUCAGUAAGUCUGUCUGUCAGUCCGAAAAAAACUUUAACAUUGGCCAUAACUUUUUCACUUUUUAAGAUAGCAACUUGAUAUUUGGCAUGCAUGUGUACUCAUGGAGCUGCACAUUUUGAGUGGUGAAAGGGCAAGGUCAAGGUCAUCCUUCAAGGUCAAAUGUCAAAUUUAUGGUGUCUGUCCGUCCCAAAACUUUUAACAUUGGCCAUAACUUGUUCAAUAUUGAAGAUAGCAACUUGAUAUUUGGUAUGCAUGUGUAUCUCAUGGAGCUUAACAUUUUGAGUGGUGAAAGGUGAAGGCAAAGGUCAUCCUUCAAGGUCAAAUGUCAAAUUUAUGGUGUCUGUCCGUCUGAAAACUUUAACAUUGGCCAUAACUUUUUUAAUAUUGAAGACAGCAACUUGAUAUUUAGCAUGCAUGUGUAUUUCAUGAAGCUGCACAUUUUGAGUGGUGGAAGUUCAAGGUCAAGGUCAUCCUUCAAGGUAAAAAAAUAAUGAUCAAAGCGGCGUUCUCAUAAAGCUGCACAUUUUAAGUGGUGGAAGUUCAAGGUCAUCCUUCAAGGUCAAGGUCAUCGUUUAAGGUCAAAGGUCAAAAAACAAAUAAAAAAUUUCAAAGCGGCAUUAUCAUGAAGCUGCACAUUUUGAGUGGUGGAAGUUCAAGGUCAAGGUCAUUCUUCAAGGUCAAGGUCAUCCUUCAAGGUCAAAGGUCAAAAAAAAUAAUCAAAGCGGUGUUAUCAUGAAGCUGCACAUUUUGAGUGGUGUAGGUUCAAGGUCAAGGUCAUCCUUGAAGGUCAAGGUCAUCCUUCAAGGUCAAAGGUCAAACAAAAUAUUUAAAAAAUCAAAGCGGGUUAUCAUGAAGCUGCACAUUUUGAGUGGUGGAAGUUCAAGGACAAGGUCAUCCUUCAAGGUACAAAAAAAAUAAAUAUUCAAAGCCGCGUUCUCAUGAAGCUGCACAUUUUGAGUGGUGGAAGUUCAAGGUCAAGGUCAUUCUUCAAGGUCAAGGUCAUCCUUCAAGGUAAAAAAAAUAAUAAUUUCAAAGCGGCGUUAUCAUGAAGCUGCACAUUUUGAAUGGUGGAAGUUCAAGGUCAUCCUUGAAGGUCAAGGUCAUCCUUCAAGGUCAAAGGUAAAAAAAAUAAUUUUUCAAAGCGGCCUUCUCAUAAAGCUGCACAUUUUGAGUGGUGGAAGUUCAAGGUCAAGGUCAUCCUUCAAGGUCAAAGGUAAAAACUUUUUUAAUAAUUUAAAAGCGGCGCAAUAGGGGGCAUUGUGUUUCUGACAAACACAUCUCUUGUUUUUUUUCAAACAUGGUUAAAAAACACAAAUAUUUAUUUUUGUUAUUUUAUUUUUGAAACACUGUCCAACCAUCCCACCCAAGAAUCCCCCCCCCCCCCAAAAAAAAUAAAUAUUUUUUUUGCAUUUUUGGAAGAUAAUGUAAUAAAUGACCAGACCCCCACACUAUACACCCCUCUCCACUCCACCCCUCCAUCCUUUGUGAUUGAAAUUGAGAUAGGUCCCUACACCUUUAAAAAGAAAAAUAGAUGAGCAGUCUGCACCGGCAAGGCGGUGCUCUUGUUAAUUUGAAUAGCAAUCAGUUAGUUUCAGAUCACUUUAUUUCCAAAGCUUAAUUUUUAAAGAUUUAAAGAUUUAGUUACUAGUUUACAACUGACAAUGCCAGAGGCAAUUGGACAAGAAGAAUAACAUCUCUAACAUCUCAAACAUUUGAAUACUUAUUUGUGUCUAGUAAGGUACCUUUGUGUAAUUUUUUAAAAUGAUUUUAACAAUUUGCAAAAUUUGGUAACUAAAGACUGUCAGAAGAUUCAAUAUUGUAAGGCUAUGAAUUACACCUGAGAAUUUUCAAUAAAACGUUGUCAAAAUGGAGAAACAAUGUGUAGCCACUUAUUAAUGGAUUUUUAUGCCCCCGGAUCGAAACAUCGGGGUUAUAUUGUUUUUGGCCUGUUUGUCUGUCAUUGUAUGUGUGUGUCCCAAAUUUUAACCUUGGUUAAAGUUUGAUAACUUUUUAUGUCCCCCACUAUAGUAGUGGGGGACAUAUUGUUUUUGCCCUGUCUGUCUGUUGGUCUGUCUGUCUGUUUGCGCCAACUUUAACAUUUUGCAAUAACUUUUGCUAUAUUGAAGAUAGCAACUUCAUAUUUGGCAUGCAUGUGUAUCUCAUGAAGCUGCACAUUUUGAGUGGUGAAAGGUCAAGGUCAUCCUUCAAGGUCAGAGCUCAAAUAUAUGUGGCCAAAAUCGCUCAUUUUAUGAAUACUUUUGCAAUAUUAAUGAUAGCAACUUGAUAUUUGGCAUGCAUGUGUAUCUCAUGGAGCUGCACAUUUUGAGUGGUGAAAGGUCAAGGUCAAGGUCAUCCUUCAAGGUCAGAGAUCAAAUAAAUGUGGCCCUAAUCGCUUAUUUUAUAAAUACUUUUGCAAUAUUGAAGAUAGCAACUUGAUAUUUGGCAUGCAUGUGCAUGUCAUGGAGCUGCACAUUUUGAGUGGUGAAAGGUCAAGGUCAAGGUCAUCCUUCAAGGUCAGAGAUCAAAUAUAUGUGGCCCAAAUCGCUUAUUUUAUGAAUACUUUUGCAAUAUUGAAGAUAGCAACUUGAUAUUUGGCAUGCAUUUGUAUCUCAUGGAGCUGCACAUUUUGAGUGGUGAAAGGUCAAGGUCAUCCUACACAAUGUCAAGGUCAUCCUACAAGAUCAAACAUCAUAUAGGGGGACAUUGUGUUUCACAAACGCAUCUUGUUUAAUAUUGAAGAUAGCAACUUGAUAUUUGGCAUGCAAGUGUUUCUCAUGGAGCUGCACAUUUUGAGUGGUGAAAAGUUAAGGUCAAGGUUAUCCUUCAAGGUCAAAGGUCAAAUAUCAUUGUAUUUUUCCAUCCUAAAACUUUAACCUUCGUUAAAGUUUUGUCAUAACUUGUUGAAUAUUGAAGAUAGCAACUUGAUAUUUGGCAUGCAUGUGUAUCUCACGGAGCUGCACAUUUUGAGUGGUUAAACACACACAACUGUACUCUUAAUUAUGAUUUAUAAGGUCCUCAGAUGUAAUUUUAAAUACUUGAGGUAAGGGCAUCCAAGAUGGAGCCCAACAACUUCCGGUAUUUGCAAUUGCCUCCGGUAAACCUUGUUGGAACGUACAAUUACAAUCUGUUUGCAAAUAUUCCAUGCAUGCAUAUCUGUGUGCAAAUAUUCCAUGCAUGCAUAUUUGAGGUUUGGGCUGUUUAAGAUAUUGAACUAUAGUUAUACAAGUUCAUAGACUAACAACAAAUGUAGUUUUACCGCACUUUUUUUUAAUUGGUGUACAUCAUUGGAAUUGCGUGUAUAUAAAAAAAAUAUUUGAAAAACAAUACAAAUAGGAAUAUAAUAAUAAUAAUUAUUAGUUAUUAUUUUGUGUUUUAUGUGAUAUGUGAUAUUUUUAUAUCUUGUUUCAUCAAAAUUAUAAUUGAGAUUAAUCAGUAUGUUUUGUAAGACUUCAUACCAUGAAACAAUCCUUUGACUGUAAUGGACUUCGUCAUGUGAUUCAUAGCAAAUGUGCUUCUCAGGUCAGUAACUGUGUUAGUGUAAACAUUUGUGAAAGCAUACAUUUGUAUUACAUGUUUAUGCCUUUGUUAUAUACAUAUUAAAUGUUUUAAAAUG